AUAUAUAUUGUCGGCGAAGGUUUUGGAUGCUUAGGUUUCACAAUCCAAUUUCAACUUCUAUCAAUGGGAUCCAGUAGAAAGCUUCAAGGGGAGAUCGAUCGAGUUCUAAAGAAAGUUCAGGAAGGUGUUGAUGUUUUCGACAGCACUUGGAACAAGGUUUACUAUACUGACAAUGCCUAUGAGAAGGAUAAGUUUGAGGCCGAUUUGAAGAAGGAGAUUAAGAAACUUCAAAGGUACAGGGACCAGAUUAAGAUAUGGUUACAGUCUAGCGAGAUCAAGGAUAAGGUUAGUGCCUCUUAUGAGCAGGUUCUGAAGGAUGCUCGCAAGCUUAUUGAGCGAGGAAUGGAACGCUAUAGGAUUUGUGAAAAGGAGUCAAAGAGAAAAGCUUUCUCUAAGGAAGGUCUGGGAAAGCAGCCUAAAACGGCUCAAAAUGAUAAAGACAAGUCAGAGACUAGAGAGUGGUUGAACGAUACGGUGUCUGAGUUGGAAUUUCAAAUCGAUAGCUUUGAGGCUAAGAUGGAGGAGCUAUUCGUAAGGAAAGGAAAAGCAAGACUUCCGAGACUGACUCAUUUAGGAUCAUCAAUUGCUAGGCACAAGGCUCAUAUAAUGAAGCUAGAGUUGAUAUUGAGGUUGCUAGAUAAUGAUGAAUUGAGUCCUGAGCAAGUCGACGACGAUAAAGACUUCAUUGAUGACUAUGUGGAACGAAAUCAGGAGGAUUUUGAUGAGUUUGGUGAUGUUGAUAUACUAUAUACCACCUUAUCUCUGGACAAAAUAGAGGUGCUUGAAGAUCUAGUUACCAUUAGGCUACCUGGCCUCGUUAAGGAAGACCUUGUUGAUACAAGUUUAAAUCCUAUUGAAGACCCCAUUAUACUUCGAGAUUUGUCGCAGUUGAAGAUUCCUCUACGAAAUUUAGUUAUGGAAACCAACAACUUCAAUGAAGAAUAUAUCAUCGCGAAGGGUGGAUUUGGGAUGGUGUAUAAAGCCAAAAAUGAACAUGGCACAAUUGCAGUAAAGAAGUUGGAUCCGAGGUCUUAUCAAGGAGGCCAUGAAUUCAUGAUGGAGAUUGCAUUGCUUUCGGCUUACACAUAACAAC
Messenger RNA from Lactuca sativa (garden lettuce), 1093 nucleotides. RefSeq lists its product as uncharacterized. Gene Ontology annotation, biological process: regulation of DNA-templated transcription. The record is from RefSeq and is a predicted model, not a curated record. Lineage: Eukaryota; Viridiplantae; Streptophyta; Magnoliopsida; Asterales; Asteraceae. Gene Ontology annotation, cellular component: nucleus; CCR4-NOT core complex.